Aspergillus nidulans FGSC A4 is the source of this 1555-nucleotide messenger RNA. Its product is annotated as cyclin-dependent serine/threonine protein kinase npkA. The record is from RefSeq and is a predicted model, not a curated record. NCBI's taxonomy places the organism in Eukaryota, Fungi, Ascomycota, Eurotiomycetes, Eurotiales, Aspergillaceae. The transcript is spliced from 3 exons. Gene Ontology annotation, molecular function: protein kinase activity; protein serine/threonine kinase activity; transferase activity. Gene Ontology annotation, cellular component: cyclin-dependent protein kinase holoenzyme complex; nucleus; chromatin. Gene Ontology annotation, biological process: positive regulation of mediator complex assembly. The coding region runs from base 36 to 1439 and encodes 467 amino acids.
CCUCGCGUCUCGACUCUGCAUCCGCAUCCACUGCAAUGUCGACCUCUAAAUCCAGAUGGGCCGACGAAGAUCCCGAGACAGAAGCGCUCAUUGCCCAGCGCAAGCGCGAAAAGGAGGAGAAGCGACGGGCUAAGGCCGAGAAGCAGCGACUCGAAGAGCAAGCUAAGGCUCAAGCUGCAGCGGAACGCCAAGCCGGUGAUUCCAGGCUCAAUGGCGACCCCAGUGAAGCGCCUCCGAAGAAGCGUCGACGGCUCUCAAAUGAGCAGCAGCCGGGAUCCAGCGGUGAGCAGGCUGCGAAACAAGGGAAACCAACGACACUGUUACAAUUCCCCGCGUUGGAAUGGGGACCCUGUCGCCAUGUGGACAACUUCGAGCGCCUGAACCAUAUUGAAGAAGGCUCAUACGGCUGGGUUAGCCGCGCAAAGGAGCUCACAACCGGCGAAGUCGUUGCCCUGAAGAAGCUCAAGCUAGACAAUUCCCCCGACGGGUUCCCCGUAACUGGACUUCGGGAGAUCCAGACUCUUCUUGAAGCGCGCCAUCAAAACGUUGUUUACCUCCGCGAGGUCGUCAUGGGAAACAAAAUGGACGAAGUCUACCUCGUAAUGGACUUCCUCGAACACGAUCUCAAGACCCUCCUCGACGACAUGCGAGAACCAUUUCUCCCGUCCGAAACCAAAACCCUUCUCCUCCAGUUCAUCUCUGGUCUCGACUUUCUUCACUCGCAAUGGAUAAUGCACCGUGAUCUCAAGACAUCCAACCUCCUUUUGAAUAACCGCGGCGAGCUCAAGAUCGCUGAUUUUGGAAUGGCACGCUACUACGGAGACCCUCCGCCAAAACUAACGCAACUCGUUGUGACGCUUUGGUACCGCUCCCCGGAGCUUCUGUUGGGUGCGGAGAGUUACGGUCCUGAGGUUGAUAUGUGGAGUGUGGGGUGUAUAUUCGGGGAGCUUCUUACGAAAGAGCCGCUUCUGCAGGGGAAGAAUGAGGUCGAUCAGGUGUCCAAGAUAUUCGCUCUAACUGGCCCUCCAACACCGCAAAACUGGCCUGGUUUCCGCUCACUGCCAAACGCAAAGUCGCUCCGUAUUCCGCCUACGCAGACAUCAUCCACAUUACUCCCGCGGUCAAAGUUCCCUUUUCUUACAAAUGCCGGCCUGCAGCUUCUCUCUUCCUUACUCGCGCUGAAUCCAACUUCGCGGCCUACCGCCGCCAAAUGUCUUUCACAUCCAUAUUUCCGGGAAGAUCCUCGGCCUAAACCUAAGGAAAUGUUUCCGACGUUCCCGUCCAAAGCUGGCAUGGAAAGAAGACGACGUCGGGAAACCCCAGAAGCUCCAAAGCGGGGACAGGAAGCUCCGAAGUUAGAUUUCGCUAGUGUAUUCGGUGGUCAGUCUGCUGGUGAUUAUGGGGAAAGCGGGGCUGGGUUUACCUUGCGCUUGGGAUAGGCGAGUUUAUAUAUUGUCUGAUAGACUCUAUCGCGCAAACCACGCUUACCAGUGUGACCCUAUACCAAACCAGCCGAAACUAGUAGCUAUUAUCUACAAAUAUUACUAACAAUGAA